Galleria mellonella (greater wax moth) is the source of this 3208-nucleotide messenger RNA. RefSeq lists its product as uncharacterized. The record is from RefSeq and is a predicted model, not a curated record. Lineage: Eukaryota; Metazoa; Arthropoda; Insecta; Lepidoptera; Pyralidae. The coding region runs from base 111 to 2699 and encodes 862 amino acids. Gene Ontology annotation, biological process: signal transduction. The transcript is spliced from 8 exons.
UAAUCUGUGGUUACAGUCACAGGUGUUUGACCAAAGAUAAUCUGUUUAACGAAUAAUAGUGGAUUUGAAUCGAAAUUCAUAAAUACUUUAUUUUAAAGAAAAUUAUCAAAAUGCUAAUAUCAGAUGGGAUAAAUCACGGCAAAUUACAAUCGAUAAUAGUUGGUGAAUUAAAAAAAGCGGGAUUGAAGCAUCGUUUAAAAAAGAUUAUUCUUAAAAACGUUAAAGAUCACAAAACGUUAUUCGGCGCACCGCUAGUAAAAGUACCAUCAUGCAGUGUGAUUUGUUGUGGAAGUACACUGAGUGUUCCGAUUGUAGUGACAGAGAUGUCUUCAGUGUUGAGGGCAAAUGCCCAUGUUGAGGGUUUGUUUCGAAAGGCGGGAUCUCAGAACCGCCAGAAAGAUAUAAAGCGAUUAUUAGAUGCAGGUGGUUGCGUCUCAGAAGGUCAUCAUCCUAUAGAUGUUGCCAGUGUGCUUAAACUUUAUUUGCGGGGAUUACCAGAGCCCCUCAUAAGUGCUGAGGUUCAAGACUUACUUCUCCGGUGUCGCCUAUCAGCUAGUGAAGAUGGACUAAAACCUCUAUUGCAUACAUUAUUACUUCUGCCAGUGCUUCAUGUUCAUCUUUUACAUUAUAUUAUGGAGUUACUAAAUUUUAUUGCUUCAAAUCACAAAGAGAAUCUAAUGGAUUCUUCAAACCUUGCCAUUGUGAUGGCCCCCAGUAUUAUGCCACUGCCAGCUGCUGCAUCUGCACAACGAUUGGAGCAUCAUGUUGCACUUGUUAAGAUAUUCAUCGAAAACUCGCAACAUAUAGGCCUUUUAACAGAUGAACUCAUGACACAAUUGGACGAUGAUUCCGAUGUAUAUCGAGCAAGAAGAAAGAAAAGGCGAAGUGGUUCACUCAAUCGUGUGCUGAGCGGUUUACGCAAAAUGGUUUCUGGUGGUGUGAACACUCCUGCUACUGUUCGCGAAAAUACUAAAACUCCAGUUCUGAGCAAGUCUGCUGCCAAACGGAAGUUUGACGCCUAUGAAGGAUUUUCUGCUAAAACUAAGAAAGAAGUAACAAAAGGCUUGCCUCAAAAAGAGUUAACAUUUACACCAGUGAAAAUGGGAUUAACGGAACGGAAACGACUACGAUUGAGUAUGAUGGAUACUAGGAGUACCCCAAUCAUAAAUACAGAUUUCAGCUCUCAUAAAAAUUCAGAGACCAGUAUCAGCAGUGAAGACUUUUUAACUUCUUCUGAACACUUGUUUAGUGCUCACGACACAAUAGACUUAUCUCCGGAUAUGAAACAAGCAGAAAAAGAUUAUGUUAGAAUCUCUAAACAAGAAUACGAAGAAAUAAAAAGUAGAGUUUCAGCCAUAGAGAAUAGACUAUCCAGGGAGUUUACAGAAGUAAUUCCUAGAGCUCAACCUCUAGAACAUGUCCAAAAUGCAUAUGAACAAACACUGGAAGAAGUUGCAAUGUUAAAUUGUCCAAACUCGGACCAUCUCGCUAGACGUUUAAGUAGAGAACUGAAAAUUAGACCAAAUGAAGAAACUAAAGUUAUUCGAUCACCUAGUGCUAGGAAAAUUGGUUCAAUAAGAAGGCGUUCAAAAGAAAAUAUUAUUAAAGUUGUAAGGCAUAAAUCAUGGAAUGCAUCAACACAAUCACAAACUAGUCAUGUUGGCGAUAGAUUUUAUCCAUAUAUAGGCAUCAAGCGUAGAGAUAGAACUAGUACAGCAAAACCUGAUUUGGCAGUAUCAAAAGAAAAGCAGUCUCCAAUAAAUGAUUGGGAUUGUUCAAUGUCAGAAAAGUCUCUUAACAGUUCUGAAAUUAAUAAUCAGAAGUAUCAUUUGCGUAAAAGAACAAGUCUCGCGUGCGAUUACAACCCUGAUAAAACUAUUGGAAAAUUUCAACCACGUAGAUCUUUGAAUAUAACUAUUAAUAAUAGUUGGGAUAAUACAGUGUCAGAAAAUUCAAUUAACUCAAGUUCGAAAUCAAACGAUUCUGAUCAAAUGCAACAUUAUCAAAACAUAACUGCCAAAAGUUCUAAGAAACUCACUAGACACAGUCCUCCGCAUCAGAAGUGGAGAAAUGCUGCAGUUUUCUUUAUGGAUAAAACUGGUGAAGUUGAAGCCGCCGGUCACAGUGGAAGACCCUCAGUCAAUAAACUGCGACGUCAAAAUGCUGGAGCUGUACUUGCUAAAGCUAAACUGUUUGAAUCUAGUUCAGAUAAAUCGUCCGAAAACAACGACAGAGUUUUACAUACUGGGUUUGCAAGAAGACCGCGAGUGAAUAAUCAGCAUCAAUUAAAAUCACAAAAAUUAAUUGCUCAUGUUAAACCAAAAGUGCAGUCGAGCAGUUGUGCAAAUGUGGCCCCUAAUGUUCCUAUCAGAAUAAAUAGAAAUAUGGAUGUUGCCCCAAGUUUAUCUUUAAAAUCAUAUAGAGAGAAUGCAACAUCAAAUAGGGACAAUAUAGAAUCAUGGCGAUCAAACAAGAGAAUUACAUCGCCUGGGAAAAGAGUUGUUUCGCCACAAAAUACAGCGUUAAAAACAUCUCAAACGCCAGUUCUGAAAAAGCCAUUAUGCACAACAAGAACUUUAAAAACUCCAGUAGCUAGCAAUGAACCAAGAAAAGUUAAUACGCCUAUGAAAGCUAUACAUGUAUCUCCAAGAAGACGGUCUCCAAGACAAAAGCUACGCCCUUAUAAUCAUGCUCAUUAGCACAAUGAAUAUGAGCAAUAUAUUUAAUACCUAUGUAUUAUCAUUACAAAGUGAUUAAAACGAAACCAGUGGCCAUUGUAAAUAUUACCUAAUUUGUAAUCAUACUGAUUAUUUCAUAACUAAUUAUAUAAAUCAUAAUAAUAUUCUGUUUUAAUGGGAGUUAAGAGGUUUUAUAUUAAGCCUUGUUAUUAUAAAGUAUUUUAAAACGAUUGAAAAAAAAAUGUCUUAGGUUAAUAAAUAAAGAUUUCACAAAAAACAGACUUCAAUUAUGUAAAACUAUUGAACCGAUUUUGAUAAAAUUUCUAUGGCAUAUUAUUUUAGAUAAAAAAUAAUAAUUUAAAAUUGGUUUAGAACUGACUGAGUCAUGGGGUAACAAAUAUAAAAAAUGAAUGUGAGUUUGUUACCUUAUAGCGCUAUAAUUGCUUAACCAGUCACUAUUAUGUAUCAAAUUUUGUAUAUAAGGGAUGGAAGAAAACUCAUGAAAAUCAAGCAUAUUGCUUCACUUUUAG